Messenger RNA from Penicillium manginii, 1485 nucleotides. RefSeq lists its product as uncharacterized. The transcript is spliced from 5 exons. Lineage: Eukaryota; Fungi; Ascomycota; Eurotiomycetes; Eurotiales; Aspergillaceae. Gene Ontology annotation, biological process: transmembrane transport. The record is from RefSeq and is a predicted model, not a curated record. Gene Ontology annotation, molecular function: transmembrane transporter activity. Gene Ontology annotation, cellular component: membrane. Bases 1 to 1485 code for a protein of 494 amino acids.
AUGGCCAGUGGAAACAGGGUGGCCCCGCCGCCUACCGCCGACGAGCCCUCCGACACAGAAAAAGCCCCUGUCGUGAGCUCCUCGACCAAUCGGCCAGCAGCUCCCUCGCUGUGGAAGGCAUGGAAAUAUAUCUUCGAUUGGUACCCAAGCCACUAUUCAGAUGAGGAGCGCAGGCUUUUGCGCAAGCUGGACUGCUUCAUUAUGCCGCUGUGCUGUCUGAUGUUUUUCAUCAAAUGGCUUGAUCAAGGCAACAUCAAUAACGCGUAUGUUUCGGGCAUGAAGGAGGAGCUCCACCUGAGCGGGAACCAGUAUUCCCUGUUUGGGACAUUCUAUAAUAUAGGAUAUCUCCUCUUUGAGAUCCCAUCCAUGAUGCUGAUCUCGCGGCCGAGCCUGUCCCGCUACUAUCCGCCGACCAUGGAGCUUCUCUGGGGAAUCGUGACAUUUUGCCAGGCACGCCUGCGCAACGAGCACGAUAUCUUUGGCAUCCGGUUUCUGAUGGGUGUGCUCGAGACCCCGGCGGCCUCGGGCAGCAUCUACAUUCUGACCUCAUGGUACCGCGCUGAUGAGGUUUUCAAAAGAGCGGGAGUGUGGUACGUGAGUAGCAAUGUCGGCUCAAUGUUCGGAGGAUAUCUGCAAGCUGCCGCGUACACCAAUUUGAAUGGUGUUUUGGGUAUGGACGGCUGGCGCUGGUUGUUCAUCAUACAACUUGCGCGCGCCCGAAUGGGCGAUGAUGGCGUCAAGGAGAGCAGGAAGAUAGGAAAGCGCAUGCUCAAGCGCGUGUUUACGCACUGGCAUUUCUACAUCGCUAUCACCACUUACAUCUGCUUUCAGUGUACCACCUAUGUUGGCGGGCAAAUGGCCCUGUGGCUAAAACACGAGGCUGAAAAACACGGCACUUACACCAUCCCGGAGAUCAACACAAUCCCAACUGGUGUUCAGGGAGUCGCUGUAGUGACCGGCAUCCUUUCGACCUCUCUUUGCAUGGUCUACCCGAUCUGGACCACCUUUACGGUCGCAACCGUAGUUCUUCUCUUUUCCAAUGUCGUUCUUCUUGUGUGGGACAUUCCAGUAGGGCUUCAUUUUACGGCCUACUAUCUUUUGGGAAUGACCUCUUGCAUUACUCCAAUCCUGUUUCCUUGGGUUAAUAUGAUCAUGAAAGACGAUGCCGAAGCUAGAGCCUUCACGACGGGAGCGAUGAUGACCUGCGGCUGGAUCUUCUUUUCCUUCUAUCCAAUCACGGCCUUCCCCGUUCUCGAGGCACCCAAGUGGCGCAAGGGCUUUACUGUCAACACAGUUUUGACUGUCGCUUACUGGUGCUUGUUUAUGUUGGGACAGUACCUGUGGACGCGAGAGCUGAAGCGACGCCAAAGCCAGGAGGUUGUCGAUGGAGACAUGGUUGAGACAGAGAAGGAAGCCGAACUAGGCGCGUCAAGCAACCAUGUUGAAACCACAGCCAAGGAUGAGAUCAAGGCUGAGAGAGUGUGA